Myotis brandtii (Brandt's bat) is the source of this 2640-nucleotide messenger RNA. It is a transcript of the gene RNF26, whose product is annotated as ring finger protein 26. The coding region runs from base 446 to 1744 and encodes 432 amino acids. Gene Ontology annotation, biological process: ubiquitin-dependent protein catabolic process; protein ubiquitination. NCBI's taxonomy places the organism in Eukaryota, Metazoa, Chordata, Mammalia, Chiroptera, Vespertilionidae. The transcript has a single exon. The record is from RefSeq and is a predicted model, not a curated record. Gene Ontology annotation, molecular function: ubiquitin protein ligase activity.
GAUGGCAGCGCACAGCGGGGUGGAGGCAGUACCUGGGCUCGCCUGAGGGUCCCCUUUCCAGCUCCUGCUCUGGGCGAGGAGUGCAGACUGGAGGACAGGGGCCGGGUGGGACAGGGCACCUGCGAGGCGGGACCACAAGCCCCAACCUCAGGGAUGAGGGCGCUGCUGCCAGGUCUGCAACGCCAAGCCAGGCUCCUCCGCCAGCUCACCUCCGCCCGGAGAUGCCCGGCCUCUUCCCUCCCCGACAGCCCGCCGCCCACACCGGGCCUCCCGGACCCCGUUCCCCGCACUGAGACCCUCACCCCUCACCCUUCUUCCGCAGACUCUCGAUUCUCGCCCGGAGUUGAGACGUUUCCUUCCCUUCCAGGUUCACCCCCGACCCGUCCCCCCAACAUCGCAGCCUUCCCGCCCCCUCACCCGGGAGCUGGGCGGUGUUGGCCCCGCCAUGGAGGCUGUGUACCUGGUGGUGAACGGGGUGGGCCUGGUGCUGGACGUGCUGACCUUGGCGUUGGACCUGAACUUCCUGCUGGUGUCCUCCCUCCUGGCCUCCGUGGCCUGGCUGCUGGCCUUCAUCUACAACCUGCCCCACACUGUGCUGACCAGCCUGGUGCACCUGGGCCGCGGAGUCUUGCUGUCGCUGCUGGCCUUGUUGGAAGCCCUGAUGCGGUUCACCGUCGGGGGCGCUCAGGCCCUGUGGACCCUGCUGUGCAGCUGCUGCUCCGGCCUGGAGGGCCUGAAGCUCCUGGGGCACCUGGCGGCGCACGGGGCCUGGAGGAGCCGGGACCUCCUGCAGCGGGGCCUCCUCAGCGUGGUCUCCAGUGGCCACGCUCUGCUGCGCCAGGCCUGUGACGUCUGUGCCAUCGCCAUGAGCUUGGUGGCCUACGUGGUCAACAGCCUGGUCAACAUCUGCCUCAUUAGCACUCAGAACCUCUUCUCCCUGCUGCUGGCCCUGUGGGAUGCAGUGAUGGGGCCACUGUGGAGGAUGACGGACGUCAUGGCGGCCUUCCUCGCGCACAUUUCCAGCAGUGCUGUGGCCAUGGCCAUCCUCCUCUGGACCCCAUGCCAGCUAGCGAUGGAACUCCUGGCCUCGGCUGCCCGCCUCGUGGCCAGCUUUGUGCUUGUCAAUCUCACUGGCCUGGUGCUGCUGGCUUGUGUGCUGGCGGUGACGGUGACCGUGCUGCACCCGGACCUCACCUUGAGGCUGGCCACCCAGGCCCUCGGUCAGCUCCAUGCCCGGCCAUCCUACCACAGGCUUCGAGAGGAUGUUACGCGGCGGUCUCGCCUCGCACUGGGCAUGGAGGCUUGGCGCCGAGUCUGGAGCCGCAGUCUGCAGCUGGCAAGCUGGCCAAACUGGGGAGGCGCACCUGGGGCUCCCCAGGGUGGCCCUAGAAGGGUGCCUGCAGCCAGGACCUCACAACAGGACACUCUUCCUGAAGCAGGGCCCAGAUCAGAGGCAGAAGAGGAAGAAGGUAGAAUGGCCAGAGUGACCGCUGCCUGGGGCAGGGAGAGGCUCAAUGAGGAGCCUCUAGCCGGGCAAGACCCAUGGAAGUUGCUGAAGGAGCAAGAGGAGCGGAAGAAGUGUGUCAUCUGCCAGGACCAGAGCAAGACAGUGCUGCUGCUGCCCUGUCGGCACCUGUGCCUCUGCCAGGCCUGCACCGAAAUCCUGAUGCGCCACCCUGUCUACCACCGCAACUGCCCGCUCUGCCGCCGGGGCAUUCUGCAGACCCUCAACGUCUACCUCUGAGAACUCCCUCCCUUCCUGCCCUCCUCCAGCUCCACGCACCACACAGCCGCCUGUGCUAGGACGGCAUCAGCAUUAUCACCGGACCUCCGGGUCCUGGCCUGAAUCGCCUUUUGCCCUGCGGCUGUCAUGCCAAGCCUCCAAGCCAUACGUCUAGGACAUGGAGAUGGGACACCCUGGAAGACAGUGACCUGGGUGGGGGCGGGAUAGCAGCUUCUGUUUCCCAGUGGGUCCCUGCGAUGCUGAGGGAGGCAUGUCACUCUGUCACGCCCUGAGUCUGUUUGUUGUGGCCUCCCCUCCAGAUGCCAGCCUCUGGGGCUCCUCCUCUGCUUCUGUUUUUGUUGUUGUUGUUGGAGAUUUGCAGGUCCUCUCCCUAGCUUCUGUAGCCACAACACAUCAGUGUUAUUUGGGUAUUUUGGCAGCUCAAGGGCCUUGGGAUGUUCUUGAACCUUUGCUUUUAGCCAGAACUCCUGUGCCGGGCAGGUUUUGGGGGUGGUGUUUUGCAGAUGCCCUUAGAGCUACCACUUUUGCCUGCCAUGAUCUUCUGAAGCUCCCUCCCAACCUCGUCCAACAGCUGGGGUCAGAAGUUUACCCGUGUGCGUGUGUGUUUGUGUGUGUGUGUGUGUGUAGCUGCACCUGGCUUUGGGACCAUGAACCCUCGCAUCCCAGCUCCACUGGGAGCCUCCGGAGAGGCAACCAGAUUUCUAUCCCUGUCCUUUCAUUCCCCACAUCACAGGGAAAAUGGCAUUCCCCUCUGCCUGCCUCUCCCUGGCACCGCGAGGGCAGACUGUGCACAUUCCACUAGGGUCCAAACAGUGGGGCCAGGGCAGGGGCAUGCAGUUCCCUGAGGGUCUUGUGGCUCUGUUUCCAGUGAAUAAAGUUUGUUGACAACCCUGACA